Messenger RNA from Grosmannia clavigera kw1407, 1920 nucleotides. Its product is annotated as phosphoglycerate mutase family domain containing protein. The record is from RefSeq and is a predicted model, not a curated record. Lineage: Eukaryota; Fungi; Ascomycota; Sordariomycetes; Ophiostomatales; Ophiostomataceae. The transcript is spliced from 2 exons. Gene Ontology annotation, molecular function: phosphatase activity. The coding region runs from base 1 to 1920 and encodes 639 amino acids.
AUGGCAAAGCCCCGGCUCAUCAUUGUGGUGCGGCAUGCGCAGUCGGAAGGCAACAAGAACCGCGACCUGCACCAGACCGUGCCGGACCACCGGGUGCAGCUGACGAGCGAGGGCUGGCAGCAGGCGCUGGACGCCGGGCGACGGCUACGGGCGAUGCUACGGGCCGACGAUACGCUGCAGUUCUUCACAUCACCGUACCGGCGGACGCGCGAGACGACCGAGGGCAUCUUGAAGACGCUGACGUCAGACGAGCCGUCGCCGUCGCCGUUCAAGCGGAACAACAUCAAGGUGUACGAGGAACCGCGGCUGCGCGAGCAGGACUUUGGCAACUUCCAGCCGUGCAGCGCCGAGAUGGAGCGCAUGUGGCAGGAGCGUGCCGACUACGGCCACUUCUUCUACCGGAUUCCCAACGGCGAGAGCGCGGCCGACGCGUACGACCGCGUGUCCGGCUUCAACGAGAGCCUGUGGCGGCAGUUUGGCGAGGACGACUUUGCCAGCGUCUGCGUGCUGGUCACCCACGGGCUCAUGUCGCGUGUCUUCUUGAUGAAAUGGUACCACUUCAGCGUCGAGGAUUUUGAGGACCUGCGCAACAUCAACCACUGCGAGUUCCUCAUCAUGCGCAAGCAGGAGGACAGCGGCAAGUUUGCGCUCGAGACGAAGCUGCGCAAGUGGUCCGAGCUGCGGCGCGAGCGGGCUGCCGCCCUGAAGCAGAAGGAAGACGACGCCGUGCGCGAGGCAGCAGCAGCGCACGGCAGCAGCAGCAGCAGUCUGGCCAUCCGGGACAAGGACGGCCCCCAGCUGGACCGGACCACGCCGGCGUCGCAGUCGUCCACGUCCAUCCAGCCGGAGCGACGCUGGGGCGGCUGUCCGAACGGCUGCAACCACGACAAGAGCUUCAAGAUCCGUUCCGGUCUGGCCGACCUGAUCCAGCGCGACGGCACGGCCGUGUAUGCCGACGGCGGAGGCAGCAUCGCCGCGGCCGUUGUCGCGGGCACGAGCACGACCGCUGCAGCGGGAGAAACAGCAGCAGCAGCAGCAGCAGCAGCAGCAGCAACAACAACAAUAGCAGCGAGCAGUAGCCGAAAGUCGGCCACGGUGACGCCGACGCUGGCGGCGCGACGUUUCCAGGCCGUCGGCUACAGCGACGACGACAACGAGGACGAAGGCGCGGACGGCGAUGACGACGACGACGGCGACGACGACGACAACAACACGCGCGCCUCGUCACCCACACAGGUCGCCACGCCAGCCGUCCGCGUGAGCAUCGGCGGCAGCGCCGAGACCAAGACCGCCGGCACGGUACCGCCGCAGAUUGACGUGUCGCGGUCGCGCGAGGAGCCCGUGUCGUCGCCCGACGCAACGCCGUCCUUCAUCACGCCCGAGGCACGGCAGCGGUCGAUGCCGACGCCCAGCACGGCCAAGGCGCCGGCGCUGCUGCUCGACAAAAGCAGCAGCUGCAACAGCGGCAAGAUGUACCUGCACGUGGGCCGCGACUUUGGCGGCACCUACAGCGGCCACUCGAGCGAUGCGGACUCGUCGGCAGACGAUCAGGUGCACCGACGGACGACGACGACGACAACCAGCAGAGGAGGAGGAGGUGCUGAGGCUCACGACAAGAUUGGCAGUUCUGUCGGGACUGCUUCAGCUUCGGCUUCGGCUUCGGCUUCGACUUCGGCUUUGACUUCGGCUACUGCCAUGACUAAGAAUCCCGCUACCGCUCCUGCUGGACACAAAAAGACAAUGGCCAAUCGGCUGGGCGACGUGCCGCACUGCAGCGACUGCGAACACGGCCAUGCCGACGACGAGAAUCUCGGCUCGGACGAGAUGGACGUGGACGAUGAGCUGCUAGACGUCAGCCGCGAUGGCGACCUGGCCGAAGCCGAAAAGUUCGACCGCAGCCUGCUGGGGAGCGUGUACUGA